UCACACUUGUUGAAUAACAUUUAAUCUCUAAAAGCUGCAGCGGAUGUUUUUGGACGUUUCCUCUCCCGGUGCCUCGCGUCUUUUCUCCCCGGUGUCCGUACGCGCGGGUUUCACCGCUGCAUGAGAAAAAUAACAUCCCACUUCAGAGACACAACAUCCAGCUUCUUACCGGGAUCGAUAUAGUUCAUCUCUUAUUCAUUCGGCUUUCCUUUUAAGCGGAGAGAGCUCCGGAAGCGCCCCGAGCACGUUCGCCCUCUCCACCGGGGUUUGUUUGCGGCGCCGCUGGGUGGCACCGCUGUCUCCGGGCGGAGCGACUCUGAUCUCCGGCAUGGUGGACGUCGGCGCGACGUCGAAAAAGGUUUUGAAAACCGCUCCAUCAUCAUUACUGCAUCUCCUGGAACUCUGUGUUUCACAUGAUUAAUAUUUCAGAGUAGAGCUCCGGCCUGAGAGACAGAGAGAGAGAGAGAGAGAGAGAGAGAGAGAGAGAGAGAGAGAGGCCGGGGAGCUCCGGGUUGACACGCCGACCGCAGCGCACUCUCCGCCGGGCAGCACCGCUGGGUGGCACCGCUGGGUCCAGCAGCCGGUGGUGGAGAUGGUGGUGUUGGAGAACUAAUCUCGUUUGAAUUGCAAAAUCGUGACCCGGUUGCCUACUCUGUAUUUUUAGGACCUGGAUUGGAUUAGCUUCUGAGACAGGGGGAGCUUCGGGACAAACAGGCCGAGGACGGCGCGCUGUCGCCGGGUUGGGGGAUGUCGCGCUGGCGGGACAUUUUAUAGAGAUCCAGGUUUUUCUUUUUUUUCCCUGCACAACAGAAACCCCCAAUUAUUGUGUUUUUGUGUGUGUGUGUGUGUGAGAGGACAUGGCGGACUCCGGCAGGGACAUAUCGCCGUACCCGGACUCCGCGGACUGCCAGACACCGAGCCCCCUGGCCGGGAAGAAGAGGGCGCAGCAGUCCCCCGGUCUCCGGAACAAGUACCGGAGCUCCGCACCGGGCCACUGCCUAAAGAGGGUGACCCUGACCAAACCCACCUACUGCCACAGCUGCAGCGACUUCAUCUGGGGGCUCGUGGGCUUCCUGUGUGAAGUGUGUAACUUCAUGUGUCACGAGAAAUGCCUGAAGACGCUGCGCUCAGCUUGUUCCUGCAUGACUCCGUCUUUGGUCCGGGUUCCUGUGGCUCACUGCUUCGGACCCGCCGGCCAGAAGAAACGUUUCUGCUGCGUCUGCAGGAAACAGAUGGAGGGGAACGCGGCGCUGCGCUGCGAAGUGUGUGAGCUGCAUGUCCACGCUGACUGUGCCGUCUUCAGCUGUGCAGACUGUCGUAGUCCUCACCUGGACGGCACUCUGGAGCAGGUGAGUGUGAGAACCAACUACCAUAGAGUCUCUAAAAGAAGAUCCAACUCAAUAAUGUGCACUUCUACAACAACCAAUCAACAACCAAUCACUACUUCAUGAAACUACAGAGAGUCGAUGAUGACUGACGGACUGAGAUAGUUAACUCGGUCACGUUUCAAUUCCUUUAUUAAAACAUUUGUUUCUACAUUUGUACUUUAUCAAAUGUCACUCGUUAUGUUUGUGUUUGGUGCACUGCGAUAAACUGGCGAACUGUCCAGGGUGUACCGCUG
This is a messenger RNA of Anarrhichthys ocellatus (wolf-eel), 1621 nucleotides long. Its product is annotated as diacylglycerol kinase theta-like. The coding region runs from base 858 to 1451 and encodes 197 amino acids. The transcript is spliced from 4 exons. The record is from RefSeq and is a predicted model, not a curated record. NCBI's taxonomy places the organism in Eukaryota, Metazoa, Chordata, Actinopteri, Perciformes, Anarhichadidae.